Strigops habroptila (Kakapo) is the source of this 992-nucleotide messenger RNA. It is a transcript of the gene IL18, whose product is annotated as interleukin 18. Gene Ontology annotation, biological process: immune response; inflammatory response. Bases 327 to 896 code for a protein of 189 amino acids. The transcript has 6 exons. The record is from RefSeq and is a predicted model, not a curated record. Lineage: Eukaryota; Metazoa; Chordata; Aves; Psittaciformes; Psittacidae. Gene Ontology annotation, molecular function: cytokine activity.
CCGCUACAAAAUCCCCCUCGCUGGACCGCUCUGACAGAGCAGAGGCUGCUUUCCUCCCCGUUCGCCUCAACGCAUGAAGGUGACACGGCAGUGACGCCUGCCUGGGCAAAGCCUUAGUGUCCCGACCGGGCGGGAAACGCAGCCGAGAGGCUUUCGGCUCCAAGGGAACGGGUGCGGGGAGCGGCCGGACUCGCGUCCCGCGGGGGUCGAACGGGUGGGCUCCGGCUGCGGGAGCAGGCGCCGGCGGUCCCCGCCCCUCCGCCGGCAGCGCUCGCCCUUCCGUCUCGCAUCGUUGCGCCACAGCCCGCCGAGGAGCGAGAGUGAAAAUGAAUGAAGAGACUGUGUGUGCAGUACACCUCGGAGAAAAUUUCUGCCUCUAUUUUGCAGAUGAUGAUGGGCUGGAGUGCGAUGCCCUUUGUAAGGAAAAAACUCUCCACCGAGUCCUUCGAAAUGUAAAUAGCCAGUUGCUUGUGGUUCGACCAGAUUUAAACAUGGCAGCUUUUGAAGAUGUGACAGAUCAGGAGAUGAAAUCUGGCAGUGGAAUGCACUUCAACAUUCACUAUUACAAAACUACUACACCUUCAGCAGGGAUGCCUGUUGCAUUCAGCAUCCAGGUAGAAGAUAAAAGUUAUUAUAUGUGUUGUGAGAACGAAUGUGGAAAAAUGACAGUUCGAUUCAGAGAAGGAGAAGUUCCCAAAGAAAUUCCUGGUGAAAGUAACAUCAUCUUUUUCAAAAAGACAUUUACAUCUUGUAGCUCCAGAGCAUUUAAGUUUGAAUACUCACUGGCGCAAGGAAUGUUCUUGGCCUUUGAGAAAGAAGGCUACUUAAGAAAAUUAAUUCUAAAGAAGCUGUCAAGAGAAGAUGAAGUGGACGAAACCAUGAAGAUCAGUUUCUAACUUCAGUCAGAAUGAAAGUCACCACCUAUGACGUACUUCAACAGUCUUAAAAUGUAUUUUGGCUUUUUAUUAAAGAAAUCUUAUUCUUUCUUUAUC